This is a messenger RNA of Effrenium voratum, 1419 nucleotides long. The record is from the annotation of a GenBank genome assembly. Lineage: Eukaryota; Dinophyceae; Suessiales; Symbiodiniaceae.
AUGGAGUCCACCGAGUCCACCGAGUCCACUGAGGCCACUGAGGCAAGACAAUCGCUCUCCAUUGAGGACUUGAAGGAGCAGGGCAACCUGGCCUUCAAGAGGGCCGCUUUGCUGAGGCGCACCACAGCUGCAUCUCAGUACCUCAGCGAAGCCAAGUCCUACUAUAUCGAGGCAAUACAGCGGCUUGGCUCGGCCAAAGCAGACUCUGCCAACCUUGCCCUUACGUGUGUGUUGCAUUCGAAUUUGGCUGCCGUGUAUUUGCAAGAGGUGCCCCCAAAGUGGACUGAAGCCAAAGCCGCUGCAGAUAUCGCGCUGACCGUCGACCAGCAAAAUGUGAAAGCGAGGUUUCGACGGGCGCAGGCGCUCUUGCAGGACAACAGAGAAGGUUUGCCAAUCAAGGCUCUGAAAGAAGCCCUGGAUGAUUUGAAAGCAGCGCAGACACUGGAGCCUCGCAAUUCGCAGGUAAGAGAUGAGGCCAAGCGCGUUUCCCAGCGACUGGACCGCCUGGAGCAGAAGCAACAAGUGCCAAUAGCAAGAAAGAUUGUGGAGAAGCACGUCGCAGCAGCCCUACUGGACCGCGGCAGUGACUGCCUGGACAGUCACGGCUAUGCCAGAUUCUUACAGAGCAAGAAUACCUCCACGAAGUCGCUCGAGCAGCAUGCCAUGCUAAUUCUGAGGAUGGACAAGAGUCCACGAGUAUGCCUCAGCCAAGCUUUUCUACACAUUUGGGAGGCAGCCCUCGGGAAGGAGUUCUGUGAUCGGCUGGACAGCAAGCUGCAGGGGGGCCAAGCGGAGCAGAAGGCUGCCUUGCAGGAGAUGCGCAGCUUGGUGUGGCAGCUUUCGCGAGAUGCAUUGGGAUGCCGUUUGGUGCAGACUGCUAUUGCAGUGGCCAGUCCCGCGGCGGCCAAGGAGAUUGCCGGCGAGCUUCGCGGCCAUGUUCGAGAAGCAGCUGCUUCGCCCCAUGCCAAUUAUGUGUUGCAGAAGGUGAUCAGCCAGCUGAGCCCUGCAUCGUUCAUCUUCAUUGCAGAGGAGCUUGUUGGAAAUGCCGCAAGAUUCGCCCGGCACCGCUAUGGUUGCCGGAUCAUCUGCCGGCUGCUGGAGUACUUGCCAAGCGAGGAGAAGUAUGCGACGAUUGUCUCGCUGGUGAUCGACGAGCUGCUGAGCAGUCUUUCCGAGGCUCAAGACCUCUGCCGGCACAACUUCGGGCAUCAUGUGGCCCAGGGCAUUCUGGAGCAUGGGGGUCAUUGGCUGCAGAGGCACAAGGAUUACCUGGCCGAAGUCCUUCAAUAUGACUUGGAGGGCAAUGCCAUGCAUCGCAGUGCGCGCGUCUCGAGCCUGGUUGCCAUUGUGUGCCGGUUGAUUGGUGUGAAGUUCUGCGCAGGCCAGCUAUUUGCUGGAAUCUGCGCUGACGCACUGUAA